This is a messenger RNA of Drosophila sechellia, 759 nucleotides long. Its product is annotated as putative odorant-binding protein A5. The transcript is spliced from 2 exons. NCBI's taxonomy places the organism in Eukaryota, Metazoa, Arthropoda, Insecta, Diptera, Drosophilidae. The record is from RefSeq and is a predicted model, not a curated record. The coding region runs from base 66 to 731 and encodes 221 amino acids.
AGAUGCAAUGGGUAUUUAAAGCCAGGAAUCAGUCAAUUUGCAGUCAGUGAAAGACUUUCCUCACAAUGUUGGCCAGCAUAUGGAUUCUACUUUUCAUGCGAUUCGCGCCAAGCCUGAGCCUCAAGUCCAUCAGAGGCGUUCAUCAGUCGGAUACGGAAGUGAGCAAGAUCAUGAGGUCCAUGGAUGUGAUACCAGAUGUAAUACACAUCGGACCGCAGGAGUUCCUUAAUGUGACUUACCACGGACAUUUAGCAGCACAUUGUGGAAAGGUACUGGAACCCAUGCAAGUGCGUGAUGAACCCUCCGUAAAGUGGCCCUCGGCACCGGAAAACUACUACGCCCUGCUUAUGGUGGAUCCGGACGUACCCAAUGCCAUAACACCCACGCACCGGGAGUUCCUACACUGGAUGGUCCUCAACAUACCCAGCAAUCUGUUGUCCCUUGGGGAUGUGCGCGUGGGAUACAUGGGCGCCACUCCGCUGAAGGGAACCGGAACCCAUCGGUUCGUCUUCCUGCUCUACAAGCAGAGGGACUACACCAAGUUUGACUUCCCGAAACUGCCGAAGCACUCGGUUAAGGGUCGCAGUGGAUUUGAAACCAAGCGGUUCGCUAAGAAAUACAAAUUUGGGCAUCCGGUAGCUGGGAACUUCUUUACAUCCCAAUGGAGCCCCCAUGUUCCAUCCCUUAUCAAAGCCAUCUCACACAAUGCCCGUCAAGUAGCACACUUUUGAAUUUAGAAUAAAAAUAAUGCCAAAUUUA